Messenger RNA from Clarias gariepinus (North African catfish), 2961 nucleotides. Its product is annotated as Carnitine O-acetyltransferase-like. The coding region runs from base 221 to 2107 and encodes 628 amino acids. Lineage: Eukaryota; Metazoa; Chordata; Actinopteri; Siluriformes; Clariidae. Gene Ontology annotation, biological process: carnitine metabolic process, CoA-linked. Gene Ontology annotation, cellular component: peroxisome. The transcript is spliced from 14 exons. The record is from RefSeq and is a predicted model, not a curated record. Gene Ontology annotation, molecular function: carnitine O-acetyltransferase activity.
GGUGGUGUCCCACAACCUGAUGUAAAUAAAAAUAUUAAAGGAGGUGGGAGGGGUAACCGGAAGUAAUACCCCAAUGUGGUAGCUGUGCGCGCGCUGGGUGAGGGCGGAGACGCGGAGAAGUUUGACAACAACUGGAGCUCGUCCUUGGAAAGCAGAAUGUCACCGCGACUUUGUUGCGCCCUUUAAACCCGAACCUGGACGGAGAGUCGGAGCUCGAGCCAUGCUGAGUGUCCUGGCGCGAGCUGCGUCAAGGGCUGUGCCCACGCUCUUAGCAAGGCCAGUGGUAAUUGUGCAGAUCCGUGAUCACUCUCAGGCUCAUCAGGAUGGUCUGCCCAAGCUGCCCGUGCCACCGCUCAGACAGACCUGUGAACGUUAUCUGGCAGUACUCGAACCACUCGUGUCUGAGGAGGAGAUGAGCCACACACGCCAGCUGAUGGCUGAGUUCCUAUCCUCUGGUGGUGUCGGGGAAAGGCUACAAAAAGGACUCGAGAGACGAGCACGCAAAACUGAGAACUGGCUCUCUGAUUGGUGGAUGCAGUCAACGUACCUGGACUCGCGUAUGCCCAUUCCAGUGUACACCAGCCCUGGCGUGGUUCUGCCUCAGAUGCACUUCCAGGACCGCCAGGGACAGAUGAGGUUUGCUGCCAAACUGAUUGCUGGAGUUUUGGACUUCAAACAAAUGCUUGACAGUGAAACUCUACCAGUUGAGUAUUUGGGAGGAAAGCCAUUGUGCAUGGACCAGUAUUACCAGGUGCUGUCCUCAUGCCGAAUACCAGGACCGAAGAAAGACACUGUGGUGAACCACGCUAUUGGAAAGACGGCACCAACUCACAUCACGGUGGUUCACAAUUUUCAGUUUUUUGUUCUGGACGUAUACAAUAGCGACGGCACGCCACUGACGGUCGAUCAGCUCUACAUGCAGUUGGAGAAGAUCUGGAACUCAUCUUUACAGACCAAUAAAGAGCCUAUUGGUAUACUCACGUCUAAUCACCGCAACACCUGGGGCAAAGCCUACAACAACCUCAUCAAGGACAAAACAAAUAAAGAGUCAGUACGGGCGAUCCAGAAGAGCAUCUUCUUAGUGUGCCUGGAUGCCCCCAUGCCGCGUGUAUCGGACGAGCUCUACUACAGUAAAGUGGCGGCACAGAUGCUGCAUGGAGGGGGAAGCCGCUGGAACAGUGGGAACCGCUGGUUUGACAAAACACUACAGUUUAUAGUGGGCGAGGAUGGAUCAUGUGGACUAACGUACGAGCACGCUCCUGCUGAAGGACCUCCCAUUGUGUUCCUAGUGGACCAUGUGGUGGAAUACAUGAAGAAAACCGAGAUGGUGCGAACUCCUAUGAUUCCUCUCCCCAUGCCAGAGAAGCUGCGCUUUAACAUCACACCUGAAAUCAAAAAGGACAUUGAGAAAGCCAAACAGAACAUGAACAUAAUGGUGCAUGACCUGGACGUGCGGGUGCUCAACUUCUCUCAUUAUGGGAGGAAAUACCUCAAGUCAUGCAAAACGAGUCCAGACGCCUUCAUCCAAAUGGCCCUCCAGCUGGCAUAUUACAGGUUCUACAACGUUUGCUGCCCUACAUGUGAGAGCGCCUCCCUGCGCAUGUUUAAACUGGGCAGAACUGAGGCCAUCCGCUCCACCUCCACCGAGUCACUGAAAUUCGUGCAAGCCAUGGAUGACGAGUCUAAACAGAAUGCAGAGAAACUGGCCCUUCUGGAGAAGGCCAUUAAUGCCCAUCGAGAUUACACUCGCAUGGCCAUUCACGGCCAGGCAAUAGACAGACAUCUGCUGGGGCUGAAGAUGCAAGGCAUCGAGGAUCUGACUUCUCUCCCAGACAUCUUCAUGGAUACGUCCUAUGCUGUGGCCAUGCAUUUCAACCUCUUCACCAGCCAAGUCGGCUCAAAGACGGACUGUUAUAUGUGUAUCGGGCCCAUGGAGCCAGACGGUUAUGGCGUCUGCUACAACCCAAUGGACGACCACAUCAAUGUUGCAGUGACUGCCUUCAACAGCUGCGAAGAAACGAACGCCAGCAAACUAACACGGUUUCUCAAGGAGGCACUUCUGGACAUGAAGGCUCUCCUGGAGAAGACGGCUAAGCCGUGCGAGUGAGGCUGCUUUACAGGGGGAAUGAAACAGAUGCAAGCAAAGAGGACCAGAGUGAAUACUUGUGAAUCUGGGAGGGAAAAAAAAACAGAAGAAGGAAGAAGACAUAUUUUUCUAUACCUGCGUAUUUCCUCAGGCAGAACUUGAACAUGCAGACGCAGACAGUUCUAUGGCCCCUAUUUCUUUGCAUCGCCAUGACUAUUGUUUCUCCCACAACAUUUUAAUAAGGAUCUCUGAUGCGGGUGGAAAAAAAGCACCUUUAUGUUGCAAUAUGUUUGUGGUACUUCAGUAUUUUUGUUGGCUGCUGUUUACUUGUUGCUGUUUACUGAUAUGUAUGAAGGUUUGCUGUAUUCCAUACCAAACCUGGGUUUUCUGCUCUACUGAAGCACUUAGAAAGUCUCCUGUAUGUGUGUAUCUAUAGCUACAUAUUUAUUGAGAGAAAUAUACAUUUGGACAUAGUACACCUGGAACAUUUAUGUUCUUUUUUUUUUUUUUUUUUUUUUUUAAGUAUUUGCGGGGGAAAAAAGGGAAAAAUGUCCAGAUGUCUCUGGAAAAGAUUUUCCAAUUCGGUUAAAAGCAUUACAUCACUCUUUGGAAAAUGAUGUUGCACAUAACGGAAAAAAAAUAAUUAUUUAUUUUAACAUUUAAGAUAGUAUAUAUAUUAUAUAUGAUGUUAUUAGUUAUCUACGGGAUGUAAUGAGCAAUGUUUCCUCUUAUAUCUACUCAACAGUCAGGAGAAAAAGUUUUGUGCACUCAUCAAGACGAGUGUUCAGUGAUACUACAAUCAAAAUUUCACUGAAAAUAACACCUGUUGUAGUGAAUUCUUCUUAAAUCAAAUAAAUCAAUGUGCUUAAAUUUCA